This is a messenger RNA of Parathielavia appendiculata, 1825 nucleotides long. RefSeq names its product PLP-dependent transferase. The record is from RefSeq and is a predicted model, not a curated record. The coding region runs from base 354 to 1559 and encodes 401 amino acids. NCBI's taxonomy places the organism in Eukaryota, Fungi, Ascomycota, Sordariomycetes, Sordariales, Chaetomiaceae. Gene Ontology annotation, biological process: biosynthetic process. The transcript is spliced from 2 exons. Gene Ontology annotation, molecular function: pyridoxal phosphate binding.
CAUCUUCAACCGUUGAAACUUACAGGUUUUCUUGAUCAUGGCACCAAGCUGUCAGCACGACCGGUCGUGAAGCUUCAGACCUAUCAAAAAAAUCCAACCAAUGAGGCCAUGAGAAAUCAAUCAUUCGAUGUGUCGAGCUGGCCCGAGCAGAGAUGAUUGUGGACACAAUGUUAGCCAUAGGGCGUAUCCAAAACGACCCCGCCUACUAAUGGAGUCGCGAGUUCAAAAAGGUCGCUCGGAAGCCGUAGGGGAACUAGAGUGCCAUACCGAGUCAACGAUCCUUUGGUAACUUGGUGCGCAACGAUAGACAUAUCACCGGCGAGCGUCCCCAGGACUGAAAUUAUCAGCAAAAGAUGGUCAAGAUCGAGCCGUUCGAGGUCGAGCAAUGGAUGGACCGCCUGGAGACUACUCCGGGUUCGCUCAACGUCGCCGAGACCUGUGCAGCCUCCGUCUCUGUUGAUGACUUGAUCCAGCUGUGCGAGGACAAGGACGCGGCGAGUCCACUCCUCCUCUCCAGGAAGCUGACGUACGGAGCCAUCCGGGGCUCCGAGGCGCUUCGUCAGCGUGUCGCAUCCCUCUUGGACCGCGCAUCCGAUGCCGAGCCGCUCCCGGCCGACAACGUCGUCAUCACCCAGGGCGCCAUCGCCGCCAAUUUUCUGACGCUCUACACGCUGGUGGGCCCUGGUGAUCAUGUCAUCUGCGUCUAUCCUACCUAUCAGCAGCUGUAUUCGGUCCCAGAGAGCCUCGGGUCCGAGGUAUCCCUGUGGAAGCUGAAGAAGGAGAACGGCUAUGUGCCGGAUGUGAGAGAGUUGAAGGGGCUGGUGCAGGCGAACACCAAGAUGAUCGUCAUAAACAACCCAAACAACCCUUUGGGCAGCACCAUCCCCCGGGCCAUCCUGGAAGACAUCGUUGCCUUCGCCCGGCCAAAGGGCAUCAUCAUCCUCUCCGACGAGGUAUACAGCCCCCUCUACCACUCCCUCCCCGCCGGAGUGGAAGCGCCUCCGUCGAUUCUCGCGCUGGGAUACGAGAAGACCAUCGCGACCGGCUCUAUGUCCAAGGCCUUUGCCCUGGCCGGCAUUCGGACAGGCUGGAUCGCCUCGCGGGACAAGAGCAUCAUAGACGCCGUAGCGGCCGCGCGCGACUACACCACCAUCAGCGUGUCGCAGCUCGACGACCAGGUCGCCAGCUACGCGCUUUCCCGGCCGGUAGUGGGUCCGCUGUUGAAGAGAAACACGGAACUGGCCCGGGCCAACCUGGGGCUGUUGAGCGCAUGGGUUGACAAGUACGCCGAGGUAUGCUCGUGGGUAAAGCCGACGGCGGGGACCACGGCGCUGCUUCAGUUCAGGAAGGACGGCGUGCCGGUCGACGACGCGAGUUUUGUGCUCGAUCUGCUGGACAAGACGAAGGUGCUGGUCAUGCCGGCGAGUCCUUGCUUUGGGCUGGGGAAGGACUUUCGGGGGUUUGUGAGGAUGGGGUAUGUUUGCGAGACGGCGGUGCUGCUCGAGGCCUUGCCGAAACUCGGCCGGUAUGUCGAGGAGACUUUGAUGGCGAAGAAGUGACACACUUGAUUGUUCACGUCCCGGCCUCCGACUACCAAGUGCAAUGGAGGAAGGUCAAUCUGAGCUGUCUCAAUCAUGCUGCUGCUGAAGAGCGAUGCUCGUCACGCAAUGGAAGGGUUUCAGAUUGUGCUUUGUUUCAGCGUCGAAGCAGUCCAGUCCAAAAAUGCCAAGAUCAUUAUGUACACUAGCCCAAAACGGCCUAGCUGCGUCAAUGAUUGACAUCACCGCGACGGGAUGGAGACUGUCAAGACUGGAUCCGGCUGUCU